GCAACACCAUCCUCAUCCGCAUCCACAUCCUCAUCAACAUCAACAUCAUCACACUCAGCCUCAGCCUCCUCAUUCCGCAGUCGCCACAAAUUCAUUUCACUCCCGAGAAUCGGUGGUUCAACCCCUUGAAGGCUACCAACCCCCCACAAGCACAUCUAACUCUCACCUGGAAGCCACAGCCGCCACCAACAAUAACGGUACUCUAGCAUCAACAUCAUCAUCAUCGACAGCGACUAUCACAAGCCCAACUACGUCAGCAACAAUAGCAUCAGUCAUGGGCAGGCGAGAGAUUAAGCGGGCCAACACGAACGUCCCGAAGUCCUACGACAGCUCAAGCGCUACUUCCAACUUUGUGGGGAAAUUCACCCAAAGUGUUCGUCGUAUUGUACAAGAUGUCAAAGAUGAAGGAGCUCCGAGUGGUAUGAGCAGGGAAGAAGUUAUCGAAACAAACGAGAGACUACGAGCGUUGCGACUGCGCUUGGAAGAAUCCUACGAUACUGCUAAAGGAUCGCUUGUCACUUUAAUGAACAAAUACGGUGACUCGAAAAGUCAGCGUAAUAUGUUUCAGCGAUACCCGAUGUUAAAGUUAAUGAUAAAGGACGUCAUACGACUUGAAACACAAUAUUGGACGCUUAUAGACAUUCCACGUCAAGAGAAACAAGAAACAGUUCCCUCGUAUGUUAUGAGAGCUUGCUCGAUAAUGGAGAAAACCCAGAAAUCAGGUGAGGGUGUCAAGACAUCUGCAAAGCUAGCCGAGGAAGCUGCCGAAAGGAGAGAACGAAUGGAACGUCUUGAACAUAUGACCACAGCACAAAUAGAGCUUGAGAACACCCAACUCAUCAAUGAUCUUUAUAGACUUCUAAAAAAGUAUCUAGGAUUGCGACAUUUAAUACGAGUUUUAAAAGAUGAAUACGGUAGCUCAAAAAUGUAUCCAAUCAUUCCACGUUACACAAUGUUGAAGGAUAUGAUAAAAGGAAUCAUGCAUGAUCCCGAUUACAUGGAAGUUUGUCACGAAGUUAACAACUAAUCUUUGCAAACUAACUUCUAUAUACUGAGAUUUAAAACCACCAUUAAUCAAAAUCAUCUUCAUUAAAUAUAAAAUUUACUAUACUUUGAACAACAACAACAAACAAAUAACAUAACAUUACAUAUCGCUAUGGAAAUAUAUUAUACAAAAAAUAUAUAUACAAAAAUAAUGGUCUAUACUAUAUAUUAUAUUAAAAUCGAUAUUAUAUCAAGGUAUGCAUUAGAUAGGCUAAAACUAUUUUAUUUUUGAAGCGUAUAUCCGUAAACACUGAUGUCAUGCUGCAGACACACAAAUUAAACAUCAUGUUGUUAUUUUAUAAUAGAUAGAUUAAAUUGACAUUGUUUAAUCAUAUGAAUUAAAAGUUUCAAAUUGAUUAUUUAACCGAAUGUAAUGCAUGCUUCAUAA
Messenger RNA from Eupeodes corollae, 1432 nucleotides. RefSeq lists its product as uncharacterized. The record is from RefSeq and is a predicted model, not a curated record. The transcript has 6 exons. NCBI's taxonomy places the organism in Eukaryota, Metazoa, Arthropoda, Insecta, Diptera, Syrphidae. Bases 275 to 1027 code for a protein of 250 amino acids.